GUUAGAAAUAAUGCAUUAUGUACGGGAAAUUCUGACUAAAUGACCCCCGGGUAUUUUACUUCUUCUCCAGAUAACGCUGUAUGUGAAUUGAGUCAGAGCGCCGGUCUUAUCAGUUAUACUUCAAUAAUUACAGCACAGGGAGAGAGUGACGUCUCUAUACUAGACAUUACGGUGAAUCCCAGGGACACUGCGCCGCUAUGUCAGAUAUUACAGCUACGGUCCCCGCUCAGGUCACAUGACUCGAAAUGGCGGCUGAGAUCCACUCUCGGUCUCCCAACGGCCCUGUGCUUCUCACCAAGAUUCCCGGGCACCGGGAACACGUGACCUCUGCUUGCUUCAUCCCGCGAGAGGAUGGGGUCAUCACCGUCAGCGAGGACCGGACACUGCGAGUAUGGCUGAAGAGAGACAGUGGACAGUAUUGGCCAAGCAUCUAUCACACCGUGCCAUCACCUUGCUCAGCUCUGAGGUACCACCAUGAAAGCAGAAAGGUUUUCGUGGGGCAGGAUAGCGGAGCUGUGUUGGAAUUUGUGAUCUCCGACGACUAUAACAAAAUGAACUUUAUGAAAACAUACCCAGCUCAUCAAAACCGUGUAACAGAGAUAAUUUUCUCUCCCGACCCUGAAUGGGUGAUCAGCACCGGCCAUGAUAAAUUUCUCACAUGGAUGUGCACCCAGAGCGGUUCAUUAGUGGGACGACACGCAUUCUCCUCCUGGGCAUCCUGCCUGCAGUAUGAUGAAGAAACAAGAUAUGCUUUUGUUGGAGACUUCGCUGGCCUGAUUACAUUGUUAAAACUGGAUAAAGACAGCUGCUCUGUCAUCUCCACCCUCAAAGGCCAUGAAGGCAGCAUCUCAUGUCUUUACUGGGAUCCUGUUCAGCGGUAUCUGUUUUCAGGUUCAUCUGAUCACAGCAUUAUUUUGUGGGAUAUUGGAGGAAGGCAAGGACGGACGCUAAUACUACAAGGACACCAUGAUAAGGUACAAGGUGUGUGUUAUCUGCAGCUCACCCGGCAGCUGGUCUCCUGUUCAGUCGAUGGAGGAAUCUGUGUUUGGAAUAUGGAUAUUGAAAGAGAAGAGGCUCCUCAAUGGUUAGAAAGUGACUCCUGCCAAAAGUGUUCCCAGCCAUUUUUUUGGAAUAUAAAACAGAUGUGGGACACAAGGACCUUGGGGUUACGCCAGCAUCACUGCAGGAAAUGUGGACAGGCAGUCUGUGGGAAAUGCAGCUCCAAGAGAUCCAGCUACCCCAUUAUGGGUUUUGAGUUCCAGGUGCGGGUCUGUGACUCCUGUUAUGAAAGCAUAAAAGAUGAGGAUCGAACAUCACUGGCCACGUUCCAUGAGGGUAAACAUAACAUCUGCUUUAUGACUAUGGAUAUCUCUAGGGGGCUUAUGGUUACUUGUGGCACAGAUCGGCUAGUCAAGAUCUGGGACAUGACACCGGCAGUAGGUUGCAGUUUGGCGACUGGCUUUUCUCCCCGUUGAUGAAGUUGACUUAGUUUUGUCCAGCAGAAAGCACCUUAUGUACAGCUCAGUACAUGCACAUCAGCCCAUCCUGGGCGCUGCCCAAUACUCCUCUGCUCUGUUUGUGUGUAUGGAAGCAAAGCAAUGCAACAGCUCUCCAAAACCAGGAGGAGGUGCCUUAAUUUCCACAUACCUGCACACCAUUACCUUUAACUAUGCUUCAGCCCACAUUACUGGAGUCCUUACAAUCCGCUUACUAUAGGAUAAGUAGAAACCUAUCAUUAUCCAGCUUUGUCAGAUGGAUCCACCAGCCUUGUUGCUGCCUGUAGAAAGGUAUUUGUUGUGCAACAAAAAAGAUUACCUCAAAAGCCACCCUAAGACUCAAAUGUCCCAUUUUAUUUUCCAGAUACAGCCCCUUAAACAUUCGUGUAAGGUCUACUGUAAGAUUUAAGUACAGUCCAGUAAGUUUGCACAAUAUGGUGUACAUGUAGAUUAUGUUUGGUAUUUAGAUGGCAGUGCUUGUGACGUCGGUUGUCGCUCCAUUGUGUAGUCGAUAUCGUGUCGGUCUUGUUGCUGGGUAGCAAAUGUAGAUGAAGUAUAUUUGUACUCUGCUCCGUUAUACAGAACUGUGACAUUAUUCUGUUAUGGGGAUGAUUUCAAGGUAGAUUUUUGAUGUUUUGGCUAAAAUGAAUUCUCCCUAAAUGAGCAAUGGGAAGGUUAUCAAACGUCCACUUCUACAUUGUGUUCUACCUGGAGAAUGUGUCUUUUUGUCUUAUUUUAAUCCUGUUGGUUUUACCCAUUUAUAUAAAUUCCUACAAUCUCCUAAACUACAGAGCAAUUUCCCUAAAUACUUAACCUAUUAUUUUUAUGUCUUCCCUUUUUAUGGGCACCAUAGAUUUAAAAAUAAUAAAUAGCAGCACUUCCUAUGAUAUUGUCCUCUAAUACUCCUUAUUUUCCACAUUGUAACCCCUAAGUGUCUUGUUUAGAUAUUCCAGGAGGCAUGCCUUUAUCUCUGAUUGUAUAAUAGUACAUGUGAAACAAUUGCGGUGUCUUGGGCUACUGUAUCCAUGGAGAGGAGGCUUGCUGCCGUAAAAACCUUCUUCACUUCCUCCUUUAGUCAUUCCCCAGCCAAAACAUGGCCAGAUCCUAAUACAUGCAGCCCAGCUGUCUAAGCAAAGUUUCUACAUUGCUUAGAUUAAUGUAGUAUACUUUAAAGGAGUACUCCGGUGGAAAACUUUUUAUAUUUUAUUUUUUUUAAAUCAACUGGUGCCAGAAAGUUAAACAGAUUAGUAAAUGACUUCUAUUAAAAAAAAAAUAAUAAUAAUCCUUCCAGUAGUUAUUAGCUGCUGAAUAC
This is a messenger RNA of Hyla sarda, 2808 nucleotides long. RefSeq names its product WD repeat and FYVE domain containing 1 (gene WDFY1). The record is from RefSeq and is a predicted model, not a curated record. The coding region runs from base 246 to 1475 and encodes 409 amino acids. Lineage: Eukaryota; Metazoa; Chordata; Amphibia; Anura; Hylidae. Gene Ontology annotation, molecular function: metal ion binding; protein binding. The transcript is spliced from 12 exons.